Messenger RNA from Lampris incognitus (smalleye Pacific opah), 2219 nucleotides. It is a transcript of the gene rad9a, whose product is annotated as RAD9 checkpoint clamp component A. Gene Ontology annotation, cellular component: checkpoint clamp complex. Bases 202 to 1392 code for a protein of 396 amino acids. Gene Ontology annotation, biological process: DNA repair; DNA replication checkpoint signaling; cellular response to ionizing radiation. The record is from RefSeq and is a predicted model, not a curated record. NCBI's taxonomy places the organism in Eukaryota, Metazoa, Chordata, Actinopteri, Lampriformes, Lampridae. The transcript is spliced from 13 exons.
CACCAGUUUCCCCACCGCCGACAUGUUAACCAGCUAAUAUAGUUGCGUGUAAAAGUGCAUUUUCUCCUGUGUAUGGGAACCAUACAAAUGCGAUGUCUUUCCUGGGUAUACUUUCGGGUUUUUUAAGGAUCUAACGCUGCUGACAACUUCUAAACGUGUUUAUAACGCUUUACCAGUUUCUCCACGUGUGAAGGGGUUAAAAUGGACAGCGUUGUGACGGGAGGCAAUGUGAAAGUGCUAGCCAAAGCUAUUCACUCACUGUCAAGAAUAGGUGAUGAGCUGUACUUGGAGCCUCAGGAAGAUGGGCUUGGUCUUAGAUCUGUGAACGCCUCUCGAUCCGCGUAUGCAUGCUUCCUUUUCGCCCCUCUGUUCUUCAGCAGGUACACCAUUCCUCAUGGGCAAGCCCUCCGCUGUAAGAUGGUCAUUAAGAGUGUGCAAACAGUGUUCAGAUCGCUGGCCUCCCUGGAAAAGACAGUAGACAAAUGUCACAUACAGCUCGAUGAGGAAAAGAGUCGCAUCACCUUCACUCUGCACUGUAAACAUGGGUUGCUGAAAACACACAACCUGCGUUUCCAGGAUAGCGAGAGCCUGCAGGCUGUAUUUGAUAAGGACAGCUGUUCCAAUGUACUCCGAGCCCAACCUAGGUUGCUGGUGGAAACUGUGUUGCACUUUCCUCCAUCUUUGGAAGAAGUGACUCUGUCUGUGAACAAUGAAUACAUUUGGUUUAGGAACCAUGUGGGGGAAGAGGCAGAGCAAUCCAAGACCAUGGCGACAGAGAUGUGUCUGUCUUCCGAUGAGUUCGACCACUUUGCUGUCAGAGCUGAAAAAAGCAUCACCUUCUGUUUGAAGGAGCUUCGGGGUUUACUGGUGUUUGCAGAGUCCACAGGUCUCCCCAUCUCGAUGUACUUUGAUGAGCCAGGCAGUCCUGUGAUCCUGUCAGUAACAGACAGCGUUCUGGAGGUGAACUUCGUGCUGGCCACACUAUCUGAUGAGUCCAGCCUCCAUAACAAGCGUACCCAAAGAGUGAGUACGCUAUCAUGCACUACAGAUGAUGACUUGAUGAAUGAUGAUAUGGACUCCUACCUCAUCGCCAUGGAUACAAGCACAGUACCGCAACCCUCAGCUACAGAUCCGUCAACACCAACCUUGUCUAGUGAUGCGCAUUCACACCAGUCUCCAUCAGCCAAUCACACGACUAGGCCAGACAGUGAAGAAGAGACAGAUGAGCAAGUCAACCCAGACAGCCUAGCAGGACCACCAAAUAAAAAGUUCCGCUCCCUGUUCUUCGGCUCGGUGUUUUCCACCUCUUCUCAGGUGACCAAUCAGAUGGUGACGGGUCGGGAAGUGCUAGCCAGUGACAGUGAUGAUGACACUCAAGCAGAGUUGCCUUGACUGUGGACUUAUCAGUGUUGGAAAAAAGGGACUGAGCUAAAUGUUUUGGUUUUUUUUUUGUGUGCGCGCGUGUGUGUAUGUUUGUGCGUGUGUUUUUAUGUCAGGGCCUCUGAAAUCCCUACAAGCACAGAAAUUAAUUCUUCAAAUGCUAGGUCCUCAUUUAUUACCAGCCUUUUUUUUUUCUCCCCAAUUGUAUCAAGCCAAUUACCCCACUCUUCCAAGCCUUCCCCGGUUGUUGCUCCACCCCCUCUGCCGAUCCAGGGAGGGCUGCAGACUACCACAUGCCUCCUCCGAUACAUGUGGAGUCGCCAGCCGCUUCUUUUCACCUGACAGUGAGGAAUUUCGCCAGGGGGACGUAGCGCGUGGGAGGAUCAUGCUAUCCCCCCCCCCCCCCGAAGAGGCACCCCGACCGACCAGAGGAGGUGCUAGUGCAGCGACCAGGACACAUACCCACAUCCGGCUUCCCACCCACAGACACGGCCAAUUGUGUCUGUAGGGACGCCUGACCAAGCCGGAGGUAACAGGAUUCGAACUGGCGAUCCCCAUUGGUAGGCAAUGGAAUAGACCGCUAUGCUACCUGGAUGCCCCUCUUCUCAAACUUUACUGACCCGCACAUGCGUUUUGCUGUAAAUCUAUCUAAAGGACAGACAAAAUCAGUAACAAGGAUUGCUGUUUGUCGGGUACUGGGGACUCCUUUUAACCGUAAAGAUGACCACGUCGGACUUGGAAUUCUGUGAUCAGAAGGAGAAAAUGGACUCUAAAAAGAAAAAAGGAUUUUCUGUUUCCUCUAGCACUGAACCUAGCCUGCAUUUUUACAGUGUACAGCC